AUGAGCCUUCCACCUGCUACCUCUCGCGCUGCCCUACCGUUCACGCAGAGCCUCCUUGGCACCGAGAACUUCGAUGAGUGGUUCUUUGAACUCACUUCCGUCAUCCUUGCCGGUGAGCUGGCGACUCACUGCGCGCAAGUCGAGACGGCCACCCGAAGCGGCAGCACUGCCUGCCGGCGCACCGCCGCUUCCACCACUCACGCCCACCCACCACUGGGUGUGAAGCUCACCGAGUGGCUCGCGGAGAACUGCUCGACGGACGAGGUGAUCGCGAAGUCUAUCUGCAACCACGUGGAUGAGUUAAUCAAGUUCGAGAAGACGGCCAUCGCGCGCUCAUGCGCGCUGGUCUACGCCUCCUUGUCACCCACGGUCCAGCGUAAUGCCGCUCCCGGAAUUCGCGACGAAUGUGCGCAUUUAAUUAUUUCGUCGCUUCGGCGGAUGUUCUCCAGCGACAAACAAAAACAUGCAACGGCCAUCUCCUUGCAAGUCAACCUCCAAGCCUUCGACAAGAUGCUAACGGCAGUGGAGAAGCUGGAAGGGAGUCCCCUCAGCGAUAGCCACUUUGCUUCGGCCCUCCUAGCCGCACUACCGGAGUGCAUCGCUCCAGACCUGUUCAUCAAGGGGUACGCGGCGAUCUCGCGACCGUUGGAGCGACUCAAGACAGCCGAACUGUUUCAGUGGGACAGCGACUGUGAUGUGACGCUGGACAAGUUGAAGCGCGCAUUGGCCAGUCCGCCAAUCUGCCUUUCCAUAUUUCGAACCUCCAAGUGGCGAGAAUAUGUGAUAGCCUAUGCCAGCCAAGCACUAAACCAGACCCAGCAACGGCGGAUCAACAAAACGAAAGGCUCGUCAGAAAACGAGUGCUUUGGUAUUGUGUGGGCGACAAGCAAGUUCCGCACCUACCUCGACAGGCGCAAUUUCACGGACCACGCGGCGCUUGCAUGGCUGUUCAAGUCCGGGUCACACUCCACGAACGCGAAACUGGCGCGCUGGGUCUGUCACCUCCAGAGCUUUCAAUUCACGGUGACGCACCGACCUGGCGUAAAUAUGGGUUGCGUCGACGGGCUGUCUCGGCUAAAGAUCUCAUCAAUUGUCGCUGGCCAUGCGGAUGGGAGCGGUCAGGUGCUCGGAUCUAUGGACGCAUGGGGUGACGGACUCGUACUGGUCCAAUGGCUGCGGCGGUCACGCGAAACUUGGAUCGCUCAGCUACGGAAACCAAAGAAGGCACGGCUGGUGAGGAACGAGUCCCUACGGUAG
Molecule: messenger RNA, 1257 nt
Organism: Aphanomyces astaci
Lineage: Eukaryota; Oomycota; Saprolegniomycetes; Saprolegniales; Verrucalvaceae
Exons: 4
Coding region: 1-1257 (418 amino acids)
Source: RefSeq, a predicted model, not a curated record